CCUGCAGUCCAAAGGACACACUCACUGUCAUUAGCCACAGAAUGACUCCUCUAUUUGUGGAAUUAUUCCUUAUCCUUUUUUUUGCAUUCCUACAGGCACAUGACUGGUAAACUCCAACAGAACAUGGAAGGGAGUAGCAUUUUCUCAUUUCCCUCCAGCUUUGCUUUGUCAUCAGUUUCGUUUACAGCGAAACAGUAACCUUAAAGGAGUUGUGCAUGCUCUCACAAACAACACAGAGAUCAGAUCCCCGACAGCAGUAGCAGACCAACGCAGGACGAUGAAGAUGUCAGGAAGAGUCACUGGUUGCUGUGUAGCUCUGUUCUUUGCCCUGACCUCUGUGACAGCUGUAGAAAGACUCAAUUCAAUCGAUGAUUUGAAGAGAAUCAACUUUGGCCAAGAUGUGCCCAAGCACAUCCUUGUGCUGCUCUACUGGUUUGCCAACAUAGUUGACAUCGACGUUAAUGAUGACAUACAGCUGACCUUUGACCCAAACAGAGGAGAUUACGGCUCACAUCAUUAUGGCAACUUUGAGAGGAUGCUGGACCCACUGCCUCAGGGAAGCAGAUACAAGUACUACACUGUAGGCAAUAUCCAUCAGGAAACGCCUGUUGAACUUCCAUCCUAUGUCGUUCGUCCCCAAAGGGAGUACAUGGGAAGAAACAUGGACAGGAUCAUCAUUCGUGUCAGGGAGCAGAACGCAGGAUGGGGAGCUUUGCCAAGGAUAGACCAAGUGUAUAUCACACAGCAUCAUGAAAAUCAGAGGACAUAUGAUCCAGAACACACCUACCAGAUCACCACUAACCUCUUGAGACAGAUCAGAGAGUUUUCUGUGGGACAAAACCAACAGCAACUGUUGCGUCUCAGAAACCGCUAUGGGAGUAACGCUGAUGAUUACCAGAUCAGAAACACAUGGGGUGACCUUGCUGGCCUUGGACUGCUGUGUUUUAUCGUCAUCCAAAGAAGGUACUCCUGGACCAAACACAGCUACAGAGAAAAUAACCAGAAUAAUAAUUUGUUGGCCGGUAUCCUUUUAUUACUUUUAUUUAUCUUUGUUCUGGCAUUUUUGAGUCAACCUAGGAAGUAGAUGAAAAGAAAUGACAGAGAGUACUAGAUAGUUAUUGUCAAAACCAAGGUGAGAUGGUAAUGCUUCUCAAGGACAAUGAGGACCACGAAGCCAGCAGGACUCAUAAGCUGACUGAAAACAAGUGAUCAGGCACCUCCUUACCCCUGAGGUCAGGGGUUGCUCUGUUGUUUUGUUGUGUUGUAUGCACUGUUUUAUACCCAUGUUAAAUUUUAUUGUGCACUAUAUUUGCUUUUUGUCUGAAUGGUGUUCAGUUAAAAUCAAGAUAUUAGGCUUGGUACAAUGUGCUUGUGAUGCUUUAAAUCACACAUCUCAAACUGUGUGUUCUGAACGGCUGCGAGUCUGCAGGGUUUCAGUGAUCCAACUUUACUUCAGGCUAGACUCAGUGAUCAGCACAUCUUCCUCACCAAGAGAUGAGGAGGUUAUCAAUUAAUUAAGAUGAUGCAGUAUUUGCUUGGACUGAAAAUCUGCAAACUUUCUGACUUUGAGCUCCAUUCAGGCAUAUGCUUUAAAAAACAAUUUUACCUGUCUGAUUUUUGCUGAGGACCGUACCAAACAAGCCAGCUCCCUCAUGUCUUGAAUAUGAUUUGUAGGCCGGGGCAUCUCUGUAACACCACAUUGCUUCAUUUAUAAUGGUGUAUUGUCACACAUUAUUACACCCUUAUCAAAAAACUGCAGCUCCAGUGAUGUGGAUAUUGCACCUGGCCAUAUUACAAUUUAAGUAAUAUUUUGAUCAAUUGUGCAGCUCCAUCAAACACAGAAAGACCGUUCUAUGUUAUACCAGGAAGGGUGGUCUAAGGAGUUGUGUUUCACCAAAAAUCUGGGCUUUACAAAAUGGCAGCUUUGUGAUAAAGAAGAGGUUUUUUUUCCAAAUUAUUGGAACUGCGCAAUACGGCUUUACGUAUAUAAAAUGCACUGCUAUGGUACGGUUAUAAAGCUCUCCGCUUCAUUGAUCCAACAUUGUCAUGAUGUGAUAUGUCUAAUCUAAUAGUAAUGACUCCCUACUGAUUCAUCAUCUGGCUGAUAGUACAACAGAACGUAAAUUGCUCUGAUUGAUAAAUAAAAAUAGAUGAGGGAAAGGCUCUAUUGUCUGUUUAUAACUGAAAACACACUUUUAAAACAUUAUAAAUGAAGAUUUUAUCAAAGGAGUGUAUUUCCUGUAUGGUUUCCUCUUCUUUCUGUAAUGUCAAAAAAUGUGUUUAAUAAACUAUAAUCUACCAGUUA
Messenger RNA from Epinephelus moara (kelp grouper), 2305 nucleotides. RefSeq lists its product as uncharacterized. Bases 278 to 1084 code for a protein of 268 amino acids. The transcript has 2 exons. Lineage: Eukaryota; Metazoa; Chordata; Actinopteri; Perciformes; Serranidae. The record is from RefSeq and is a predicted model, not a curated record.